GGGCAGUUCCGUCUUGCUCCCUCAUCAGCACCGCCCGCGGCUGUCCGUCAUGCGGGAGAGGCGAGCUGAGCUGGCCGUCCGCCGUGGCCUUCCGCGCCGCGGCCGUCCGCAGGGCAGCCAGCACAAGGCGGCAGCCGCGCCGCCACUUCCCUCCUUCCCUCCUUCCCUCCCCCAUCUCCCACUCUUCUCUUCCUCUCUCUCCUCUCUCCGGCCGGAAACACACCCACACACACACACACCACACACACACACACGCACACACGCACACACACGCUCUCUUCCCAGACUCCAGCCCACGCCGCCAUGCCCCGCGCUGCUGCUCCCAACACCCACGGCGCCGAACGCCGCGCUGCUCCCUACGUGCGCCGCCCGGCGCAGCCAUUCUUCUUUGCGAUGCCGAGAGCCCACAUUGCCGGCAACAACAUCCAUCAUCAAGCCGCGGCUGCAGCGCAGCCUGAGGGCGGCCACAUGCUGGCAGACGUCGGCAUUGCGCUGCAGAAACUCAGGACGGGAGCUGCGGCUCAGGAUGCGGUCAUUGGCGCGUACGGCAACGCCGUGGACAAGGAGGGCCACGAGCGGCUGGCGCGCAUGGUCAACGCCGUCGUGGUGAGCCACGAGCAGAUGGUGCACGAGACGCUCGCCCAGAAGCGCACCAUCGAGAACCUCGAGACGAGCCUCGCCAGCGCUCGCCGCAAGAUUACGCGCAUGGAGAAGCGCGAGGAGAAGCGCCUGGAGGAGCUCGAGGAGGAGGAGCCCGAGGAGGAGCAGGCGCCUGCCGCCGCGGCGCCUGCGCGCGCAUCGUGGCGCAACAUCCUCUGGUAGAGUCCUCCCGAACGUCCCACGUCUUCUCGCCAUCCUUCCCUCGCCCACGCCCACGCCCACGCCCACGCACGCCAUCCGACGCCAGCUCACGCUAUAAGUAGCGGCGAUCCACAUUCUUUGCCUAGCCACUUACACAUCUUCCUUCAAGCUCGACGGCCACGCCCACGUCCCGCCCCAUAGCCGCGCUACUCAACUAUCUCUGUAUCCGUGCACAGCACUCAAUGAACUCAUACAUU
Tilletiopsis washingtonensis is the source of this 1058-nucleotide messenger RNA. RefSeq lists its product as hypothetical. The coding region runs from base 50 to 610 and encodes 186 amino acids. Lineage: Eukaryota; Fungi; Basidiomycota; Exobasidiomycetes; Entylomatales. The record is from RefSeq and is a predicted model, not a curated record. The transcript has 2 exons.